AUGGGUAAGGAGCCCGGCCUUAUUAUACUUGAUCAAGGGUCAUACCGUCUUGCCAGGGACCUUUACUACUGGCUUCCUGCAAAUAUUGCUAGCUCAGUUGUUGUCUCGACCAAAGUUGAGAGCCCGGCAACGAAUUCAUCGGCCAGUCCUACCGCUCCUAAGGAUAACAGAGACGAAUCUAGGCCCUCAUCGAGUUCGCCCGGCUCAUCCAACUCAUCCGACUCGUCAUCGGGUUCCACAUCACAAGUUCGCAAAGUCUCAGCACCCCGUGUAGUUGGUUUCGGAGGCAGCGCACAUUCGAGUUCCUAUUUGGUACAAGGUAGUCUAUGGAACGCCGAAAAAAUGCCCGAGCUCAUCGCGGCAGAGAUGUCGACAUCUUUGCCAUCCUUGUACACACAGCAUAUCUAUGCAGUUUUCAUGCAGGGGCUAUCCCAUGUUGUGCCAGAGAUAUCAAACGAUGAUUCGACAUGGUGGGAAGAAAAGUCCGGAGAUCACUUGAGUGGAAUGUUAAGCAACAUCAACGUCUCCAACCUGGUUUAUUUCUUGCAGGAGAUCCAGCUCUUUACGCCAAAGGAAGCGUACUUGGCAAUCAUUCCCUCACUCAGCAAAAACAACAAUUUCGCAAAGUCUGAGACGGCUCUCCGCAAUAUGUUACUGAGUGCCCAUCAUCAACGACGCUGCGAUGAGGUGGUACCCAGGCUUCUUUCUCGAUUUCGGGAUAAGGAAUCUGUCGUCCACUUCGAACAUGCCCCAAGCUUUCUUCGCGCAGGUCUCAGAAAAGAGACAUCGGCCUUACUAUGGAGCUGUGUCAACCUGAUACCAUGUAAGAGCUUCCAAAGUGGCAAUGAGGGCAAGCUUUUUCAUUUCGAAUACCGCAAGAUGAGGCCUUUUCGACUACCAUACUCUAAAGAAACGAUGCAUGCCGUUGAGAAUUGGAGUUAUAACGACGCCAAGGAUCUGGCUUACUGGAUGCUAUCCUACAUCUGGCAGAAUCGUCUCGAUCCUGACCAUCAUAUACGAGCCUGGCCCUUGUACGUAAAUGUCCGGAGAGGAGAAAAGGGGAAGGAAUACUAUCGUCGCAUGCUGCGGUAUUGCCAACAUAGCACGCUACACCAAGCUUUCAGAAGCGGCUCUCAAGACGAGAUGAAUGCUGCACUCCUCGAGGGAAAGGACAUCAGUGAAGGGGACAUUUGGGGAUGGAAGGUUCUCCAUUAUGCCGCCGCGUUCAUGGCUUCGAAUACAGAUCCGCGCUUCCCAGCGGCACUUGAGGCUUUAAAGAUCGCACCAAGCAUGAUUGACGCCCGUGACCUGAUAGGGUGGACACCGUUACAUUAUGCGGCAAAGAACCCCAACGCGGGUCGGCUUUUGGAUCAUAUCCUGGAGCACAGCAAUGCAAACGAGUAUGACAGUGAAUCAGCCCUUGACUUGUCAACACCACUUCACUGUGCAGCCGAAAUGGGGCUGGUCAAUCACAUCGAGAAGCUUCGGCGGUUCAAGCCUACUAGUGUCGCGAAGAAAUGGUUCAGUUCCCGUGAUCACAGUGGCUUUACACCCUUACACAGAGCCAUUCUGGGAGGACAUGUCGAGGCAACGAGGGCAAUCUUGACAGCCGUGAGCCAAUGGUGGGGAAGAGACGAGUAUUGGCUUCCGGUACAGGAACAUUGGAGAUAUAUUCAUUUUGCUAUUUGGUCAGGAAAGAUGGAAAUAUUCGAGCUAUUGCCUGUUGACAGAGAUUUGGUGCUUGAUUGGAUAACCUGGGCAGACAUAAACGGACUCACGCCUCUUCACAUGGCUGUGGCACGCGGCAACACAGACUUUGUCAAGGUCUUGAUAGAAAGGUUCACGGGUGCAGAGAGUCCAGACAUGGAUGGGAAUCAAUUGAGCCGGAAGGAUGAGGCAGGUUACACACCUCUGGAUAUCGCGAAGCAGGAGGGCUUCGACGAGAUUUGCACUCUUCUUCAAGAGGCCGGCGCCGAGCUGGGAACCCCGGACCGGAAUAAAUUUGUGUGGGACCGAGCAGAUCCCAUGAUGCAACUACCCAUCUAG
This is a messenger RNA of Podospora pseudocomata, 2046 nucleotides long. RefSeq lists its product as uncharacterized. Bases 1 to 2046 code for a protein of 681 amino acids. The record is from RefSeq and is a predicted model, not a curated record. Lineage: Eukaryota; Fungi; Ascomycota; Sordariomycetes; Sordariales; Podosporaceae. The transcript has a single exon. Gene Ontology annotation, molecular function: protein binding. Gene Ontology annotation, cellular component: cytoplasm; nucleus.